AUGCGGUGUCAAACUUCAAAGUUACCGAAUAAGUUUCUUGUUGUUUUUGUAUAUACAAGUGUUAUGUUUAAGUUUUGUGGUGGCGAUGAUUCUUCCGAGGAAUAUUACCAAAAUGAAUCCAUGAGUUUAAUUGACGAAAAUGUUAAUUCGAUCGAAGAAAAUCCGUCAAGAUUUUGUUUUGAGAACAUUACUCACGGAUUAUUAAAUCAAACUUGGUGCGAAACGACCGUAAGCAAAAGAUUCGUUUUUCCUUGCGUAAACCCAUGCAGAAAUAACGAUGGAACCUUUACUAUGAGAAGAUGCGAAAUAAUUAAUGGAAUUCCAACUUGGUCAAAAAUUUACAACCCUUGUAAUUACCCCAACUUAUCAAAUUUAACAACGUUUUUGAGUUCGGCAAAUAACCAAUUUUCUGCAAAUACAUUAAAUGAUGUAUCGGCAUACAUCAAGAAUCAAAACGCAAUAUUAACUGAAUUAGACGUUGAAUUAACAGCGAAUAUCUUAGAGAACGCAUCACAUCAGCCUACAAAAAUAGAGCAUAAAGAGUCGUUUUUUAGUGUCAUAAAUAAUUUACUCUACGCGAAUCAAUCCGUAUUUAAGUCUUCGCGAAAUUUUGGCUCAACCGAUAAGAUCAUUAAAUCCACAGAUAAUUUCGUAAUCGGUUUAUCGGAAGAAACGGAAUCUUAUUCGAUAAAUUUAACAAACGUUGCGUUUGAAUUAAUCGAACCUCAAACUAACUCAAAAGAAGAUUACUUCAAUAUUAAUUUUAAUAACGUAGUUGUGAAAAUCCCGAUUGAUAUUUUAAAUACUUCUAUGUUAACGACCUUUAAAUCGAAUAAUUUAUUUCUUGAAGGAAACGUCGUUAGUGAUAUCGUCGAUUUAAAAGUUUUGGGUGUAGCACAAAUCUUGAAUAAUACAAUUAGCAUCUAUUUACCCGUUGAUCCUUUAAUUGAAGUUAAUUGUUCGUUUUGGAGGUUUGAAGGUGAAGUUGGAAAUUGGUCAAUUGAUGGUGUUGAAACGAUAAGAUUAAGUGAUGAUCUUGUUGAGUGUAGAACGAAUCAUUUAACCGCGUUUGUUUUAUUAGGAAUUUCUGAUAGAAUUUUCGAAAAUUUAUCGGAAACGAAUCAAAUAAUUUUGCAAAUAAUUAGUACGAUUUUAUGUUCGUUUUCGUUAAUAGGAUUAAUUAUAAUAUUUAUAACUUGUUUCUUUAUAAAAAAAUGGUACAGAAAACGAAUUAAUACAAUCCAAAUUUCGGCUGUAAUAACUUUGGAAAUCAUUUUAAUUUUUUUAAACGAUGUAAUUACGAUUAUCGAUGGUUUAUUUUGCAAAUUUUUUGGGAUUACAAUGCAUUAUUUAGUUCUUGUAAAAUUCGUUGUGAUGUUUUUCAUCGCCAGGAGGCAAUUCGAAAAUUUCGUCACCGUUUUAACCAGCAGAAAUAGAUCCCGAAACUUCUUAAUCACCACUUUCAUCGCUUUCUCAAUCCCGAUUAUAAUAGUCGGAAUUUCAGCGGGAAUAUUCCCCGAUCAUUACAAUUCCGGAGAUGUUAACUUUUGUUAUCCAAAAUCCGAAGCGUUUAUUUACUUCUUAAUAAUUCCCAUUGCGUCAAUUCUUGUUGCAAAUAUCAUUAUUUUUAGUUUGGUUAUGUUCAAAAUUUCUGGUAGCAUUUCGAGAGAUAAAAAACAAAAAAUUUUGCAAACUAAGUUAGCUGUGAUGUUGUUCUUUAUGUUAGGAUUAACUUGGAUUUUUAGCGUUCUUUCUCACGCGGUUCAAACACUCUGGGUUCAAUUAGCGCUGAUUUAUACGUUUGCAAUUUUGUCACCUUUACAAGGUUUUGUUAUUUUUGUGUUUGCGAUCGUUUUUGACUCGGAUGCGAAAACGUUCUGGUUGGAUUGUUGGAAUAAAUUGAAAUAUAGUCCUUUGGAUGUCGAAAAUACUAAGAACACAACUUCCACUGCUAUUUUAAUGUCUUCUGUUACUAAAUCUGAAGAUGAUAAUUAGAUUUUUAAAAUAAUAUUUAUUUAUUUUUGCAGAUUAAUAUAACAUUGCAGUGUAGUUAGGCAACUUAAUAUACACAUAAAAUGUGCGGCUGUGUUGAUACCUUGUUAAUUAUCGAAUAAACUUUGUUGUAGAAAA
Molecule: messenger RNA, 2130 nt
Organism: Onthophagus taurus
Lineage: Eukaryota; Metazoa; Arthropoda; Insecta; Coleoptera; Scarabaeidae
Product: adhesion G-protein coupled receptor G2-like
Biological process (GO): G protein-coupled receptor signaling pathway; cell surface receptor signaling pathway
Cellular component (GO): membrane
Molecular function (GO): G protein-coupled receptor activity
Source: RefSeq, a predicted model, not a curated record